Molecule: messenger RNA, 990 nt
Organism: Phaeoacremonium minimum UCRPA7
Lineage: Eukaryota; Fungi; Ascomycota; Sordariomycetes; Togniniales; Togniniaceae
Product: putative hydroxyquinol -dioxygenase protein
Exons: 3
Coding region: 1-990 (329 amino acids)
Biological process (GO): catechol-containing compound metabolic process
Molecular function (GO): catechol 1,2-dioxygenase activity; ferric iron binding
Source: RefSeq, a predicted model, not a curated record
AUGGCGGCCCCAGAGAACGAGGCACCGCUGCUCCUCGAUCUCACGAUUGAUAACAUCACGCCGAACACGAUACGCAUCAACAACCAGACCAAGAAUGACCGCCUCAAGUACAUCCUCGAGCGGCUUGUCACGCACUUGCACGACUUUGCGCGAGAGACGCGCCUCAGUACGGACGAGUGGAUGACGGGCAUCAUGUUCCUGAUUGCAACGGGGCAGAUCUGUAGUGAUGUUCGCAAUGAAUUCAUCCUCCUCUCCGACGUGCUCGGGCUCUCCCUGCUCGUGGACAACAUCAACCACCCCAAGCCGCCCGACUGCACCGAGGGCUCGGUGCUGGGGCCGUUCCACACGCACGACGCGCCGACGCUGCCCAGCGGCGCGAGCAUGUCGUCGGACCCGGCGGGCGAGGCGAUGCUGGCGCUGUGCACGGUGCGCGACCCGGCGGGCCAGCCCGUGGCGGGCGUGACCGUCGACAUCUGGGAGACGGACAGCUCGGGCCACUACGACGUGCAGCACUCGGAGCGCGGCGAGCCCAGCGAGCGCUGCGUCAUGGUCACGGACGAGCGGGGCCGCUUCUGCUUCAAGGGCAUCAAGCCGGUGAGCUACCCGAUCCCGCACGACGGGCCGGUGGGCAAGCUGCUGGCUCUGUUGGGCCGGCAUUGUUGGAGGCCGGCGCAUGUGCAUUUCAUGUUUGGCAAGGAGGGGUGGGAUAAGCUCAUAACUGCUUUGUAUCUCCGGGGAGACCCCUACGAGACGUCAGACGCGGUGUUUGGCGUGAAGAAAAGCCUGGUGAUCGAUCUCGACAAGGUCGACAAGGCUCUCGCCGAGGAGCAUGAUAUCCCGGAGGGCAGCUGGCUGCUGAAGCAUGACUUCGUGCUUGUAUCCGAGGAGGAGACGUCCAGACUCAGAGACCAGAAUGCCAUGAAUGCUCUGACGAAGUUGGGUCUGAGGAUGAAGAUGGUGGACCAUCUGCCGGUCCCAGAGCUUGACUGA